Sinocyclocheilus rhinocerous is the source of this 4613-nucleotide messenger RNA. Its product is annotated as A disintegrin and metalloproteinase with thrombospondin motifs 2-like. Gene Ontology annotation, cellular component: extracellular matrix. The record is from RefSeq and is a predicted model, not a curated record. The transcript has 22 exons. Gene Ontology annotation, biological process: extracellular matrix organization; proteolysis. Gene Ontology annotation, molecular function: metalloendopeptidase activity. Lineage: Eukaryota; Metazoa; Chordata; Actinopteri; Cypriniformes; Cyprinidae. Bases 117 to 4334 code for a protein of 1405 amino acids.
CUUUGCAGUAAGUUGCGGGCGGCUGUUGCUGGCGUGGCGGUUGCUGGUCGCGCAGGGAACUUUAACACGCUGGAUCCCAAAGUCCGUCUCUCUCACCUGCGCAGUUCGGAGCUGCCAUGGAUUUCGCGGCCGGAUUUACUAUCCUAAUCACACUGCCGAUCUUUCUGCAGACGAACGGCCUUUAUACUUCCAGUAGCAUAGAUUCCCUGCAGCAUGUUCUGGGGGACUAUGGACUGGUGAAGCCCGUUCUUACUGAUGCAGAAGGCCGCUUCCUGUCCCAUGCAGUAUCGGUUGGUCCAGCAGAUGGGCAGUUCCGUAGGCGCUGGAGAAGAGAGGCGGCAUCGGCCGACCACGCCCACCAUGAGUCCGGAGUAGGCAUGCCAGAGCGACUCUACUACAACGUCACCGUCUUCGGCCGGGAGUUUCACCUGCGUCUGCAUCGCAACACGCGCCUGGUGGCCCCUGGAGCCAAGAUGGAGUGGCAGGAAUCCGACGGCACGCACUCCGAGCCUUUGAAAAGCGACUGCAUGUAUGUUGGAGGCAUUACGGACAUACAGGGAGCCUCCGUAGCUAUUAGUAACUGCGACGGCCUGGCAGGGAUGAUCAGAACUGAGCAGGAGGAGUUUUUUAUUGAGCCAGUGGAAACGGGACAUCAUGUGAUUGAGCAGGAGGAAGAGGACGGUGGCCGUUCUCACAUUGUGUACCGUUCCGACGCCGUGAAGAAGCCUCCUGUUAGCUCACUAGCUGCAGACUUCCACUCCAAAGGUGCUGAUUUGGGCGGACUGUUGGACCUUGAGACUCUGUAUCAGGGUGUUGAAAGCAGUAUUAACCAGAGCCGACGAGCCCGCAGACAGCUGCCGGAACGAAUCUACAACAUUGAGGUUUUGCUGGGGGUGGACGACUCCGUGGUGCAGUUUCACGGGCAGCAGAAAGUGGAGAAGUACCUUCUCACUCUUAUGAACAUCGUGAACGAGAUCUAUCAUGACCAUUCUCUCGGGGCACGAAUAAACGUGGUGCUAGUUCGGAUUGUUUUGGUCGAUGCCAGAAAAUCCACGAGCCUCAUUGAGCUGGGUAAUCCUUCUCAGAGUCUGGAGAAUGUGUGUCGCUGGGCUUUCGAACAGCAGAGGAAGGACACCACUGAUAAAGAAUACCAUGAUCACGCCAUCUUUCUCACUCGUCAAGAGUUUGGACCCACAGGGAUGCAGGGUUAUGCUCCUGUCACAGGCAUGUGUCAUCCUGUACGGAGCUGCACUCUCAACCAUGAGGACGGUUUCUCAUCAGCUUUUGUCGUGGCGCAUGAAACCGGCCACGUGUUGGGAAUGGAGCAUGAUGGGCAGGGGAAUCGUUGUGGAGAUGAGGUGCAGAUGGGGAGCAUCAUGGCUCCACUGGUGCAGGCGGCUUUCCACCGCUUCCACUGGUCCCGCUGCAGUCAACAGGAACUGGGCCGCUACCUGCAUUCGUAUGAUUGUCUCCGUGACGACCCGUUCGAGCACAAAUGGGAGGAGCUUCCACACCCGCCCGGGCUGCAUUACUCCAUGCACGAACAGUGUCGCUUUGACUUCGGGGCCGGAUACAUGAUGUGCACAGCGCUGCAAAAGGUGGGGCCAUCAGGAGCCCAGUAUCGCCCCUUUGACCCCUGUAAGCAGCUUUGGUGUGCUCACCCAGACAACCCCUUUUUCUGCAAGACCAAAAAAGGUCCGCCCAUCGAUGGCACUAAAUGCGGUGAUGGGAAGCACUGUUUUAAAGGCCACUGUAUGCAGUUGACUCCAGACAUCAUAAAGCGGGAAGGAAGCUGGGGGAUGUGGAGUGAGUUUGGCGCCUGCUCUCACCCCUGUGGAAGGGGACUACAGUUUCGCACACGAGCGUGUGACAAUCCGCGUCCAGCUAACGGUGGACGUAUUUGCUCCGGCCCAAGUUAUCAGUUCCAGAUUUGUAAUACGCAUGAGUGUGAGGACCCGUACCACGACUACAGAGCCGAGCAAUGUAGCAUGAUGGACAACAAGUUUGAGUACCAGAAUACCUGGCACCACUGGCUGCCUUAUGAACACCCCGACCCUAAGCAACGCUGCAAACUGUACUGUCAAUCCAAAGAAACGCGAGCUGUAGUCAACAUGCAGACUCCGGUGGAACCUGGAACACGCUGUUCCUACAAAGAUCCCUACAGUGUGUGUGUGGCCGGAGACUGUGAGAAAGUGGGCUGUGAUAAUGUGGUUGGAUCAGCUCUACAGGAAGAUAAGUGUGGCGUCUGCGGGGGAGAUGGAACCAAGUGCAAGACUCACAAGUUUAACUUCACCUUUGUAGAGAAGAAAGGUGUCAUUAAAGUGCUGGAAGUUCCCAGAGGGGCGAGACAUCUCUUCAUCCAGGAACUUAAUGGGACUACUCACAUUUUAGCUGUCAGGAAUAAAGCGUCAGGUGAUUUCUUUCUCAACGCCCAUGGAGACUACCCAGAGACACGCUCAGUUAUUGAAAAAGGUCUGGAAUGGGAGUAUGAAAAUAAAAACAACAAGGACACCAUUCAAACCAGCGGACCCUUGAAAAGCGACGUGGUUGUUAUGAUCCGAAUGCAUGGAUCAGCCAAGGUGAAGGUGUCGAUCAAAUACAUCACUGACAAUGACAGACUGUGUGAUGGUACCAAUGAGAAUAACAUGGUCCCUGAUAAUGCGGUGCCAUAUUCCUGGGUGGUGAAAAGAUGGACACCCUGUUCCAAGACCUGUGGAGGAGGUAUACAGUGCUCAGUGACAUGUGGUAAUGGUACGCAGGAGAGGCAGGUGCUUUGUCAUACCCGUGACAACACCAUUGGACUCUGUCUGGACUCCAAACCUGCUGCAUUGAGACCCUGCAGAAUGGAUCCCUGCCCAAGGAGCGCUUCCGACUUCAACAAGCACGGCAACUUCCUGAUACAGUGGUUGUCGCGUCACGACCCCAAAUACCCCGUGCAGAGGAUGUCAAAACGUUGUCAUGGUGACCGUUCUGCAUUCUGUCGCAUGGAGGUGCUGCAGCAGUAUUGCUCUCUGCCGGGCUUCCAGCGCAUGUGCUGCAAGUCCUGCAAGGUUGGCAAUAUCACAAAGACCACGGUGACCACAAGUAAGCCACCAUCCAAAACGAAAAUCACCACCAACGGACGAUCCACCACAACUCAAAGUCCCACACGCACAGAGUCCACCACCGUGUGGACCUCCACAGCAGACUUUUUGCCGACCACAGAAGGGAAAAGUGCCACAUCUGUGAGCACACCUUGGUUAUAUACCAUUUUAGCAAUGUCGCCCUUUUAUCCAUAUACUACAACUCCUAUCUAUAAGCCCGCUACUCCAGAACAGAGCACAUCCUUUGCCAUUACUACACCAAGUAGGAUCACAUCUGCACCUGCGGACGUGACCGAAUUACCUGUUAGCACUGUUUCUGCAGCAACAAGGAUCACAUCUGCACUUGCAAAUGUGGCAAACAGCACCGAAUUACCUGUUAGCACUGUUUCUGCAGCAACAAGAAUCACAUCUGCACCUGGAAAUGACGUGACCGAAUUACCUGUUAGCACUGUUUCUGCAGCUACAAGGGUCACAUCUGCACCUGCGGACGUGACCGAAUUACCUGUUAGCACUGUUUCUGCAGCAACAAGGAUCAAAUCUGCACUAGCAGAUGUGGCAAACAGCACAGAAUUACCUGUUAGCACUGUUUCUGCAGCAACAAGGAUCACAUCUGCACUUGCAGAUGUGGCAAACAGCACAGAAUUACCUGUUAGCACUGUUUCUGCAGCAACAAGGAUCACAUCUGCACCUGCAGAUGAUGUGGCAAACAGCACCGAAUUACCUGUUAGCACUGUUUUCCCAGUAAUUUUCAGUGAUCUGAAUAAUGGCACCACUGUCCAGUUUAAAGAGUUUGAUGGGAGUAGUGGUGCACCAGAUGUAGACAGCAGUGCGAUAUUGCAGUCAACAACAGUGAAUGGUGUGAAUGAAAGGGAAUUGACAACCUCAGUCAAUAUGGAUGUCAGCAUCCCAGUGACAUCUAUAUCAGAGGUGCUAACAACCACUGAAGAACCUGCUCCCCUGGUACCAACUUCUGUAUAUACAACUUCCAGUACACCACUGUCCAGUACAACAACAUCUGGCACAGAGAAGACAAGCGGACGGCCAAAUAAAGUGGAAGAAGUGAGUGAGAGCAACGCUAUUGAUAUACCGUAUCGAAUAAUCCCAUUGGACAAUGAGUUUCCUGUGAAUAACAUCAUCCCCAGGAGAGGACGUGUGUUUCUGCGUGAGAAAACACGGAAUAAGCGCAUCCAGGAACUGCUUGAGGAGAAGCGAAACUUUUUGAGACGGAUGAAAAGAGCACAGGGGAUUUGAACCCUGUCCAGUUUCUCUUAUAGAGAUACAGCUGCCAAAUGCAACUUCUGAAUCUAGACUUUAUUUUGGUGCUUGGGUCAAGAACUGGAAAAUGGCCAAAAUAUUGCUGUGAACUGAUGCUUUCCCCUCUUUUAAUGACAUGGGCAAACUGAUCUUUGUGGAACAAAACCACUAGCAAGUGUUUGCAUAGUUGCUUUGAACCUCAACAAUGUCCCUUUAGGAGGUUUCACUGGAGGAUCUUCUAAUUCAAAGUGAUUUAUCAUUUUAAAGGAUUAGUUC